AUGACCGCCCAUCCCUCGCCAGGUGCGCGCGCGUCUGCCGCCAAUGGCACCCUGUGUUUGAACGAAUCAUCUAUCGCAACAUCAGCGUCGAGAGCGAUGAAUGUGACACGACAGACGGGGCUCUCUCUUUUUCACAGUUCCAACCUCUUUUUCUCUGGAAAAAAUGUAUAUCGGAGGUCAUUUCUCCGCCGCCUGGAUUAUAUAGUUAUUCUGCCUUACGAGCUUCCAAACUAUCGAGCUGUGAAGCUAGAGGGCUACCGUGAGCGCAACCCAAUGCGAGAGGCUAACGAUAAAGCGUUCAAGAGCGCCAUGUCCACAUUAUUCAGGCUCUUGGCGGCCUGGGAAGAAGGGUCGAAACUCACUUUGUCUCUCGAGGCACGGGGGCGAGACGAAACGCUCGAGCCAGAAACUGAAGAGCUGGAAGAGGCUCACACAUGGGAAGCUGAACGCGAUGGCAGACGUGUUGUUACUCCCUACCAAGCCCGAUUCCCAGAUGGGGUUUCAGUAUUACCCGAGGUGUCGUCCAUUGACCACCUUGUGUUUGACUCAUACUCUCAACGUAUCUGGAAAACCCCGGACGAGCGUGUUGCGGCUGCGUGGGGGUUUUCUUUAGACGAUAUGGUAGUCGAGACGCCUUGGCCAAGCCGACUCCCUGAUGUGCGGUGGAUUUCAGCGACAUUAGAGGGAUUUCCUCCCCCAGGAUGA
This is a messenger RNA of Aspergillus calidoustus, 705 nucleotides long. The record is from the annotation of a GenBank genome assembly. Lineage: Eukaryota; Fungi; Ascomycota; Eurotiomycetes; Eurotiales; Aspergillaceae.